Molecule: messenger RNA, 1125 nt
Organism: Lachancea sp. 'fantastica'
Lineage: Eukaryota; Fungi; Ascomycota; Saccharomycetes; Saccharomycetales; Saccharomycetaceae
Source: the annotation of a GenBank genome assembly
AUGCUAAUAUAUGUAGCGAAGCCAGAAGCGAUUGGAAGAAAGAUGCUAACUCAACAAGCGAUGAGGUACCUCGUGGAGCACCUCCCGCGUAUCGAUACCAUCACAGUCAUUGUUGAAAGCAAUGGUUUGUGUAGCGCUCGAAAUUUGAAAUCUCAGAGUGUGGAAAUAGUUGACGAAAACGGGUCAUCUUGCAAAUUAGAGUUACCUCAUCGCAUACAGAUCAAUAGUGGCAGAAAAGGGCUUCAGAUCAGUGGUCCUGGUUGCCAAACACUGCGUCUCAGAGCUCUCAAAGGAGCGGACACUGAGAACAUAAGCAAUAACCGCUCUGUUAAUGACGCCAUGAUGCUUUUACCUCAGAAGUGGAUGCGUAGCGAUCUCCAGGACAGCAGAAAAUUUGAGAUCCACUGCGCUGGUUGCCACUAUUCUUUAAUAAGUGAUGAAGACUGCAGUAAGAUUAGCGAUUUACCCUCUGAAUUUUGGACGGAACUCAUGGAUUACUGGCAUUGCCAUAAGCCAACUACCACCGAUGAUGCCAAGAUCGACCGUUAUUCAAGACUGCAACCGCUGGCGGAUGAACUACUGGUGGGAUCAUCGCAAUUUCAGGUGAGUGAAAAAUGGGGUACCGGAAAACUGGAUUUUGGUGGCGCUUAUACUCGGUGCGCCAAAUGUCAUCGAAUUUUGGGGUCUGCAACUAAAGAUUCCAAUUUGUACAGCAUCAAUAAGUGGACAGUACAGCUGGUGAAAAAUGGUAUCACUGACAAUUUUUCAUCCGAGCUGCACGUCGUGUCGACUCUGCUCAACAAUCUAAAUUGCAACGGGACCCGCAUAGUGAAUUUGAAAAGUCCUGACGGCGAUUGCCAUCUGUUGGUCUGGAUUUUUGUAGUGAAUGUCAAUGUCACUAUCAAAAACAAUCAAAUUAUGACCAAUUGCAUUAAGAUAUAUUACAAAACAGGAUCUGAAUCCGAGCAGCCAUCUGCAGGCCCAAAUCAGAAUAUAGAUCAGGUAUCAAUUGAUGGCCCUGUCCUCAAAGACUUGAUUGAGAAGCUUGAUUCCAUCAACGGAGAUUUGCCCAGUAAUGCGCGAAUGAUGAACUCUUGGAAGUUGGGAUACUUGAGUCCGAUGUAG